Messenger RNA from Oncorhynchus nerka (sockeye salmon), 10294 nucleotides. It is a transcript of the gene ralaa, whose product is annotated as v-ral simian leukemia viral oncogene homolog Aa (ras related). Lineage: Eukaryota; Metazoa; Chordata; Actinopteri; Salmoniformes; Salmonidae. The coding region runs from base 252 to 869 and encodes 205 amino acids. Gene Ontology annotation, molecular function: GTPase activity; GDP binding; GTP binding. Gene Ontology annotation, cellular component: plasma membrane. The record is from RefSeq and is a predicted model, not a curated record. The transcript has 7 exons. Gene Ontology annotation, biological process: regulation of exocytosis; Ras protein signal transduction.
CUUAAACGAUUGAUUGCGGACCGCCAUGAUAUCAUAGAAGAAGAAGUAGAUAACAAAGAAGAAGACUUGACAAGCUCUUCUCUUGUUGCUAGGAUCGCGAGAAGAGGGGGACAAGCUCAAUCUGCCUCACGUUGCAGUUGGAGGUUGCUGUUCUAUCUAUCUGGCUUACCCUCAGAUCCUCCCUUUCCCCUCCUGGUUUCUUCCCGAACCUCUUGCUCUCCUUAAACCCUCUUUACUUGGAGUGAACCACCAUGGCAACAGCAAAGCCCAAAGGGCAGAACUCUCUGGCCCUCCACAAAGUGAUCAUGGUGGGCAGUGGUGGAGUGGGGAAGUCAGCCCUCACUCUGCAGUUCAUGUAUGACGAGUUUGUUGAGGACUAUGAACCAACCAAAGCGGACAGCUAUAGGAAAAAGGUAGUUCUGGAUGGGGAGGAGGUCCAGAUAGACAUCCUGGACACUGCGGGACAAGAGGACUAUGCUGCCAUCCGGGACAACUACUUCCGCAGUGGGGAGGGCUUCCUCUGUGUCUUUUCCAUCACUGAGGCAGAGUCGUUUGCAGCUACAGCAGACUUCAGGGAGCAGAUCUUGCGGGUGAAGGAGGAUGAGAGUGCACCCUUCCUCCUGGUGGGGAACAAGUCUGACUUGGAGGACCGGAGGCAGGUCAGCGCGGAAGAGGCCAAGGCGCGUGCUGAACAGUGGGGCGUGUGCUACGUGGAGACCUCUGCCAAAACCCGUGCCAAUGUCGACAAGGUAUUCUUUGACCUGAUGAGAGAGAUCCGAGCGAGGAAGAUGGAGGACAGUAAAGAGAAAAACGAAGCCCCUUACUCCUGGUUCUGGUACCCAGGGAUUCUAGUCUUGGAUCAGAAGUAACUGGUUGGUUUAACAAAAGAUGGGAAGAGUUAGCCAAUUAGCUUCAGCCGGCUGGUGUGCUACCUUGGCAAAGUUGGUUUGACUUUGGAUAGCCUAUCUCUGGGAAUAGUAGGGACUAGAUGUCGACCGAUUAUGAUUUUUCAACGCCAAUAAUAAAAAUUAUCGGCAAAUCCGCCCCCAAAAAUACCGAUAUCCGAUUGUUAUGAAAACUUGAAAUCGGCCCUAAUUAAUCGGUCGACCUCUAGUAGGGACCGUCCAUAAGUUACACAAUGUACAUCAUUUUAGUUCUCAUUAAAUGCUUUCAAUAUUUGUAUAUGAAUUUCUACAAUUUAUAGUUGGUUUGAAGUUUUUAAAUCAUUGAAAAUUGGAGAUUGUCCCAUGUACACAUCCUGUAUCGCAUACGGCUGUGAUUGGGAGUCCCAUAGGGCGGCGCACAAUUGGCCCAGCGUCGUCCGGGUUUGGCCGGGGUAGGCCGUCAUUGUAAAUAAGAAUUUAUUCUUAACUGACUUGCCUAGUUAAAUAAAUGUAAAUGUCCCUGACUAGCCCCAUAGGCAUUAUGAUCAGGUAGUGUGGAGCUGUGCUCCGAAUUGAUGAUUACUUGGGUGCUGACUUGUGGACAGGAUUAAAAUAAACCCAAUCCACGGAAAACUGUUGUCACGGAAUGAAGAUGUCAUUUUUAUUUAUUUUUUAUCGUCUUGCAAAUAUCAGUUUUGGACCAAUACACUUAGUAGUACAUUUUGACACUAGAAUAAAUGUUUGACUCAUAUCGAUGCUACUUAGGCCAUUUUUUUUUUUACCCCCCCAUUUUCUCCCCAAUUCAGUCAUAUCCAAUUGCGAUCUUGUCUCAUCGCUGCAACCGGCUCGGGGAAAGGCGAAGAUCGAGUCAUGCGUCCUCCAAAACAUGGAACGCCAAACCACGCUCCUUAACACCUGCCCGCUUAACCCAGAAGCCAGCCGCACCAAUGUGUCGGAGGAAACACUGUUCAACUGACGACCGAAGUCAGCCUGCAGGCGCCUGGCCUGCCACAAGAAGUUGCUAGAGCCAAGUAAAGCCUCCCCUCACCCAGACGACGCUGGGGCAAUUGUGCGCAGCCAUAUGGGACUCCCAGAAGAAGUUGCUUUUAGGGUCAGUCGCUCUUUAAGGUCCUCCGUGAACUUUUUUCUUAAAUAGUGCACAUUUUUUGGCGAGCUAGGUUGUGUUCAAUAGGCAGGGAAACAGAACAUUUGAAACCUGAAUAUUUAGUUUGUGUAGUACCUCCAAAGGUUUCUCUGAACAUGACCCUGAUUCAUGUCACAACCGGUGACUUGUGGCUAUGCACCAAAGAUGACCAUCUCUGCCACCAUAGAGUUUGAAGCGAGGGCCAGCCAACGAGAGCCUACAGGUCGCAGUGGUGGGUGGUAUAUGGGGCUUUGGUGACAAAACGGAUGGCACUGUGAUAGACUGCAUCCAAUUUGCUGAAUAGAGUGUUGGAGACUAUUUAGUAAAUAACAUCGCCGAAGUCAAGGAUUGGUAGGAUUGGAGAUGCUUAAUGUGAGUCUGGAAGGAGAGCUUACAGUCUAACCAGACACCUAGGUAUUUGUAGUUGUCCACAUAUUUUAAGUCAGAACCGUCCAGGCUAGUGAUGCUGGAUGGGCGGGCAGGUGCAGGCAGCGAUCGGUUGAGGAGCAUGCAUUUAGUUUGACCUGCAUUUAAGAGUAAUAGGAGGCCACGGAAGGAGAGUUGUAUGUAUGGCAUUGGAGGUUAAGUGUCCAAAGAAGGGCCAAAUGUAUACAGGAUGGUGUCGUCUGCGAUCAGCGAGUCACCAGCAGCAAGAGCGACAUCAUUGAUGUAUACAGAGAAAAGAGUCAGCCUGAGAAAAGAACCCUUUGGCAGUCCCAUAGAGACCGGACAACAGGCCCUCCGAUUUGACACGCUGAACUCUGUCUGAGAAGUAGUUGGUGAACCAGGCGAGGCAGUCAUUUGAGAAACCAGGGCUGUUGAGUCUGUGGUGAUUGACAGACAAAAGCCUUGGCCAGGUUGAUGAAUACAGCUGCACAGUAUUGUCUAUCGAUGGCGGUUAUGAUAUCAUUUAGGACCUUGAGCGUGACUGAGCUGCACCCAUGACCAGCUCGGAAACCAGAUUGCAUAGCGGAGAAAGUACGGUGGAAUUCAGGGUAGGAUAUAUAUAGGUCGGUAGCAGUUUUUGUCUAGAGUGUCUCCCCCUUUGAAAAGGGGGAUGACCGCGGCAGCUUUCUAAUCUUUGGGGAUCUCAGACGAUACAAAAGAGAAGUUGAACAGGCUAGUAAUAGGGGUUGCAACAAUUUCGGUUGAUCAUUUUAGAAAGCGAGGGUCCAGACUGUCUAGCCCUGCUAAUUUGUAGGGGUCCAAAUUUUGCAGCUCUCUCAGAACAUCAGCCAUCUGGAUUUGUGUGAAGGAGAAAUGGGGGAGGCUUGGACAAGUUGCCGUGGGGGGUGCAGGGCUAUUGACCAGGGUAGGGGUGGCCGGGUGGAAAGCCUAUAUAGGUGUUCCUAUAUAUUUGCGUAUCGCGGGGGCUAUUUAAUGCGAAUGCCGUACGCCACAGGAUGUUUUUGUGCUGGUCAAGGACAGUCAGGUCUGGAGUGAACCACGGGCUAUAUCUGUUCCUGGUUCUACAUUUGUUUUGAAUGGGGCAUGCUUAUUUAAUAUUGCGAGGAAAGCACUUUUAAAGAAUAACCAGGCAUCUUUUACUGACGGAACACCCCCAUCUUCUAUUGACUGCAUGUGUUCAAUUUGUUUCAACUUUUGCUACUUUGCAUGACGGUUUGUACUGAACGACACGUUUCCCAAAAACAUUCUUGAACACAGAGGUACAUUUGCUCCAUUUGUGGGUGUAGUUAAUCAAUGCUUCAUGUAUUCAAUUUCUCAGGUUCUGGCAGAUGGGCUUUCUGUUCCCCUCUGAUGCUCAUACCCAUGUUAGAAGGGAAGGUCACAAAAGAAACGUUAUUUUGCCCCCUUAGGAAUAUACACUGCUCAAAAAAAUAAAGGGAACACUUAAACAACACAAUGUAACUCCAAGUCAAUCAAACUGUCCACUUAGGAAGCAACACUGAUUGACAAUACAUUUCACAUGUUGUUGUGCAAAUGGAAUAGACAACCGGUGGAAAUUAUAGGCAAUUAGCAAGACACCCCCAAUAAAGGAGUGGUUCUGCAGGUGGGGACCACAGACCACUUCUCAGUUCCUAUGCUUCCUGGCUGAUGUUUUGGUCACUUUUGAAUGCUGGUGGUGCUUUCACUCUAGUGGUAGCAUGAGACUGAGUCUACAACCCACACAAGUGGCUCAGGUAGUGCAGCUUAUCCAGGAUGACACAUCAAUGCGAGCUGUGGCAAGAAGGUUUGCUGUGUCUGUCAGCGUAGUGUCCAGAGCAUGGAGGCACUACCAGGAGACAGGCCAGUACAUCAGGAGAUGUGGAGGAGGCCGUAGGAGGGCAACAACCCAGCAGCAGGACCGCUACCUCCGCCUUUGUGCAAGGAGGAGCAGGAGGAGCACUGCCAGAGCCCUGCAAAAUGACCUCCAGCAGGCCACAAAUGUGCAUGUGUCUGCUCAAACGGUCAGAAACAGACUCCAUGAGGGUGGUAUGAGGGUCCGACGUCCACAGGUGGGGGUUGUGCUUAUACAGCCCAACACCGUGCAGAACGUUUUUCAUUUGCCAGAGAACACCAAGAUUGGCAAAUUCGCCACUGGCGCCCUGUGCUCUUCACAGAUGAAAGCAGGUUCACACUGAGCACAUGUGACAGACGUGACAGUCUGGAGACGCCGUGGAGAACGUUCUGCUGCCUGCAACAUCCUCCAGCAUGACCGGUUUGGCAGUGGGUCAGUCAUGGUGUGGGGUGGCAUUUCUUUGGGGGGGCCGCACAGCCCUCCAUGUGCUCGCCAGAGGUAGCCUGACUGCUAUUAGGUACCGAGAUGAGAUCCUCAGACCCCUUGUGAGACCAUAUGCUGGUGCGGGUUGGCCCUGGGUUCCUCCUAAUGCAAGACAAUGCUAGACCUCAUGUGGCUGGAGUGUGUCAGCAGUUCCUGCAAGAGGAAGGCAUUGAUGCUAUGGACUGGCCGCCUGUUCCCCAGACCUGAAUCCAAUUGAGCACAUCUCGCUCCAUCCACCAACACCACGUUGCACCACAGACUGUCCAGGAGUUGGCGGAUGCUUUAGUCCAGGUCUGGGAGGAGAUCCCUCAGGAGACCAUGCGCCACCUCAUCAGGAGCAUGCCCAGGCGUUGUAGGGAGGUAAUACCACACACACUACUGAGCCUCAUUUUGACUUGUUUUAAGGACAUUACAUCAAAGUUGGAUCAGCCUGUAGUGUGGUUUUGGACUCCAAAUCCAGACCUCCAUGAGUUGAUAAAUUUGAUUUCCAUUGAUUCAUUUUUGUGUGAUUUUGUUGUCAGCACAUUCAACUAUGUAAAGAAAAAAGUAUUUAAUAAGAAUAUUUCAUUCAUUCAGAUCUAGGAUGUGUUAUUUUAGUGUUCCCUUUAUUUUUUUGAGCAGUGUAGUUCAAUAGCCCUGUCGAGCCUUUCCACUCCCUAUUUAAUCUGGCUCUUGUGACUGACUGGGUUCGAACCAGGUCUCCUGCAUGUCAGAAGACUGUUAGCCCACUUAGCUAAGGCACAUUGGGAUGAAUUCAGGAAGCUAACACAAGUAUUCAAGUCUCCAGCAAGGUUACUUGAAGAGUAUGGUUCAUCAAACCACCUCGGUUGCAUUUUAUCCCCUUUAGACCUCGUAUCUGGAGAUUAUGGCACCAAUAUGACUGUCUGGGUUUUAAUUCGGGCGUACUGCACGACACUGUGGCAAACCGAAGCAGAACCAUCUGGCUUAUCAGAGCCCUUCUAAGGAUAGCCUUUCCAUGACAUUGCUAUUCAACUUCUUAUGGGGGACAAAUUUUGUUUUUUGUGGCAUUCCCUUCUAACUUGGCUUGUGAUCAUCAUAGAGGGGAAUAAUAAUAAUAGCUUAUAGCCAAAGCGGUUCAAAUGUUAGAGCCAAACUCGUACGGAGAAAAUGUAUUCAACAUGCCACAUUGGCUUCAGUAACCGCCAGAAGUUCAUGUUUACCACAGCGAGCAUUUGAUUCGAUCUCUUCUCCUCUACCUUUCCUGGUUGGCAAGGUGAUGUUGCGAGGUACUGUACAUAAUAUAUAAGGAGGUACUGUACAUAAUGACGAGAUGGUCUUGUCUGCGCCCCUAACAAUGGUAGCCGUUGUUCCAAAAGCGGGAAGGCAGGCAGACUGCUUAUCACUGUAUUCCCACAUGGAGAAAUUGACGGGAGGGGACCCUCUCACUUCACCUCUUCCUCUCUAGUCAUCACACUCAUUAACAUUGAUGCCUUGAUGUCCAUUGUGAUUGGGAACAAGUAGACCAGCAUUUCCAAAACUCAUUCUCCGGUACCCCAAGGGGUGUACGUUUUGGUUUUUGCAUUAACACUACACAGCUGAUUAUUUUAAUCAGCUGUGUAGUGCUAGGGCAAAAGCCAAAACGUGUGCCCCCCUUUAGGUCCCGAGGACAGAGUUUGGGAAAACCCUGAAGUAGACUAUCCCCACACCUAGAUUAACAGUUAUAUGCAAUGCUUGGAGUACCUCUUUUUUUUCUGAGCCUCAAAUUAUGUUUUCCUUUUGACUGAAUUCCUUGUUAUUGGAAUUUCAUCAUAGACAUUACAUUUCAGACAUUACGUUUGCUACUUCAAUUCUUUAACUCUUACCCGCCAUGUCUAGACUUGACAGUUCAUUCAGCUUUUGUAUUUUGAUCAUGGAGUUCUGAUCAUGCAAUUAAGAACACGUCAUGCAUAUUGAUUUAAAACUACAUUUAAAUGUGUCCACAUUGUGUCCAGUUUCCCUUUUCCCAUGCUAUAUUCAAAUGCCAGUAUGCAUUCUGCAAACGGUGGAACAGGAUAAAUCUGACAACUUGAUGGCUGUAGCCUACUAGCCAGCUAACCUCUGUAACUAGCCAGCAAGCUACAGGACACACCUACUCAUUCCAGGGUUUUACUUUAUUUGUACUAUUUUCUACAUUGCAGAAUAAUAGUUUAGAUAUCAAAACUAUAAAAUAGCACAUAUAGAAUCAUGUACUAACCAAAAAAGUGUUAAACAAAUCAAAAUAUAUUUGAGAUUCUUCAAAGUAGCCACCCUUUGCAUUGAUGACAGCUUUACACACUCUUUGCAUUCUCUCAACCACCUUAAUGAGGUAGUCACCUGGAAUGCAUUUCAAUUGACAGGUGUGCCUUGUUAAAAGUUCAUUUGUGGAAUUUCAUUCCUUAAUGCGUUUGAGCCAAUCAGUUGUGUUGUGACAAGGUAGGGGUGGUAUACAGAAGUCCAUAUUAUGGCAAAAACAGCUCAAAUAAGCAAAGAGAAACGAAGAACUUUGAACGUUUCUUCAAGUGCAGUUGCAAAAACCAUCACGCGCUAUGAUGAAACAUCAACUGUUCAGAGAAGACUGUAUGAAUCAGACCUUCAUGGUCAAAUUACUGCAAAGAAACCACUACUUAAGGACACCAAUAAGAAGAGACUUGCUUGGGCCAAGAAACACAAGCAAUGAACAUUACAGGUAGAAAUCUUUCCUUUGGUCUGAUGAGCCCAAAUUUGUGGUUUUUAGUUCCAACUACCAUGUCUUUGUGAGACGCAGAGUAGGUGAGCGGAUGAUCUCGGCAUGUGUAGUUCCCACCGUGAAGCACGGAGGAGGAGGUGGUGUGGGGGUGCUUUGCUGGUGACACUGUCAGUGAUUUAUUUAGAAUUAAAGGUACUCUUAACCAGCAUAGCGAACACAGUAUUCUGCAGAGAUACGCCAUCCCAUCUCGUUUGCAUUUAGUCCCACUAUCAUUUGCUUUUCAACAGGACACUGACCCAACACACCUCCAGGCUGGAGAGUGAUGGAGUGCUGACCUGGCCUCCAUAAUCACCCGACCUCAACCCAAUUGAGAUGGUUUGGGAUGAGUUGGACCACAGAGUGAAGGAAUAGCAGCCAAUAAGUGCUCCGCAUAUGUGGGAACUCCUUCAAGACUGUUGAAAAAACAUUCCAGGUGAAGCUGGUUGAGAGAGUGCCAAAGAAUGGCUACUUUGAAGAAUGUCAAAUAUUAAAAUACAUUUUGAUUUAGCACUUUUUUAGAUACUACAUGAUUCCACAUGUUAUUUCAUAGUUUUGAUGUCUUCACUAUUAUUAUACAAUGUAGAAAAUAGUAAAAAUAAAGAAAAACCAUUGAAUGAGUAGGUGUCCAAACGUUUGACUGGUACUGUAGCUAGCAACGCUAAAGGGAUUUCUUACAGGUUAGCUUAACUCUAGCCAAACAAAGCAUUGUUUUUCUAAUAAACGCGAGCCAACUAGCUAAUUGAAGCUAGCAAACACCUUUCUUACAUGCUAGGAACGUAUUUCCUUCAACAUUUAAUGAAAAAAAAGGUGCUUCUCUCCCAAAACACAAGUUUUCUGGAAACUUGUGGGCAGAGUGCUGAUGUGGCCCACUGCUUGCACCUUCAGUAGCCUGAUUGGGUCUAGAAUGAGAAGAAAUUCACACAUGCAUGCGUCUCUGACCACCUCUUGAACUUUUGUGCAUCUAUACCGGUCUUUUUCAAUGCGAUGUUCAUAUUCUGAUAGGCGAAGUUGCAUGUAAAUGUCAAGUGUAGACAGCCUUAGACAGGCAGUCCAAUUCUGAUUUGGCAAAAGAGCUUAAUCCCCCCGCUCUUGGUCAAAUUAGUGGGAAAAGAUCGUAAUCUUGCUGCCAGUGUAAACACAGCCUUAAAGUAAUUGUCCAGUGGAUCUAUUUUAAAAGUUCAAAAUUCUGAUAACUCAUACCCGUAUAAUGUCGUGACUCAGCCUAUACUCGUAUUUUUGGCCAAAGCAUGAAUUGGAGAAUAAACACUUCAAAACCACCACAAUUGUGUUUCUGACAGUUAAAAAAAAAAAAAAAAAAGCUUUUUAUUUCCGCAUGAAGGAUGAUGAGCUGGCCAAUCAGCUGUCUACUCAUUAUUUUUUUUUGUUGGUUUUCACCCACUCCAUUCCUGCUCAAAGCUGUUUUUUUAACAUAUUUUUUAAGAAUUGGUAGAUAAACUUCACUCGUUUUGUAAUCAAUUAUCUGGAAACACUGGAAUGCUACUUUAAUAUAAAUCUGGAAAUUACUGGAGUUACUUUGUUUUUGGGAAACUCACCCCAUGAUAGUUUGAACUUUUCAGUCUUACAUAACUUGAUGUUAAAACCCUCAAGUCUAUUGAUGCACCGGUGUGUUAUCUAAAUAACAUAAUUAAAAAAUCCCAUCAAUCUGUCAGUUUGAGCUAGAGAGAUCUAGCAUGGGCUAUGUCUCAAUCCACUUCAUCCGCCUAUGUCGCCCUUCCGCAUCUGCAGUGGAAAGUGGCGGAGCUACAGAGCUGUUUUUCAAACCAGGAGACAUCCAGAAAAUCGUAGACUCACGAACAUGACGGUGUUCUCAGUGUUUUGCUUUGACGUCCACAAGUGUCGCUGGACCAGUCCUAAAGGUAACCCAUACAAAUGAAUGGAGGUAGUUUUGUGCCAACAAAAAUAAGGGGUUAAAUGUGUUGUUUAAUUCCUGAGCUUUCUUAUCUCCUUGAUAUAGGACAGACACUUCAAAACUUUAUUCCUUAUGAUUUAUUUUUGUACUGUCUUGUCGUUUAUGAAUUUAUAAUUCAUUGCGUUUAUGUGUUUAUAUGGGCAAUAGUAGUAAAGGCCAAGUGUAAUAUUUUGUCAUGCUUUAUUUAUUUUUUAGGGAUACCUAAAAGGCUCCUAAAAUUUCAAAUCAAAUAGCUAAAUGAUCCAUUGUAUGACCUUAAAACAAUUCCAUGUCAUCUUAGAACCCCCCGCUCUUGUAGAAUUCUGUAGCACACCAUUAUCUACUUCCAUGGUGCUACCUUGCUUUCUGACUGACCUAGAUCAAGUUCUGUUUGUUUGUGUGUAUGCACAUGCGUGGGUCCAAGCCCCUACUUGGUAACUCUGUCUCAAAUGACAAAUGUUUUUAUUAACUUAUUUUCCUAUUGUUUGGCGUAAUCACAAUGGACUGGGCCAGGUCAAAUUGAGCAAGGCCAGGUCUGGUUCGUGAGACUUAAGUAGGACUUUGUAUUACAUUUUGUUGCAGUAAUGUGAAUGCAGGUGAAUUUUCUCUACAGGAAACUUUUAAUGUGAGUUUAUUUAUUUUAUUUUUUACUGUACACAUGUAUUGCCUUGUUUUAAUAUCCUUUUACUUUCAAUUUGUAAUAUUUAUCUUUGAUUUGCUUUAUCAAACUGAAGAUCAAUCUCGAUAUGGAUGUUGGUUAUACCUGUAUUGUGUAGUUAUUAUGUUGUCUGUUUACUCACAUCCUUAACAAAAACACUAAUGUAUCUUACUGUUACUGGGUACGAUAAUUGAAAUGCUGUGUACCUUUCAGUUCAUGUUUUGUGAGCUAUUGGAUAGACAAAUAAAGUGAUUAUAAUUUUUUAUAAACAAA